This is a messenger RNA of Lingula anatina, 4409 nucleotides long. RefSeq lists its product as uncharacterized. Gene Ontology annotation, biological process: DNA double-strand break processing involved in repair via single-strand annealing; DNA repair. The record is from RefSeq and is a predicted model, not a curated record. NCBI's taxonomy places the organism in Eukaryota, Metazoa, Brachiopoda, Lingulata, Lingulida, Lingulidae. Gene Ontology annotation, molecular function: damaged DNA binding.
GCUAAAAAGCGGGAUCUGUGAUUUCUAUUUCUGAAGGAUAUAAACAUUCCCCCUUGCAGUUCGGCAUCCGUUGAGAUUAUAAAUACCCCCAUUGUAGCUCAGCAUUCAGUAUUAGCUUAAGAUCUCAUACAACAGAAGAUAAAGGAUCGUGCAAAAAGUUUAAGAAAACCAAGAUGGCAGAGGCAGAUAAUAGUACUAGCCCUGGCAACCGAUUGCAGGACACCAGUCUCAUGAAGCCUGCAGAAGACCUUGGCAGUAGUCUUAGCAACAAUAACCAUGGCAACGACAGCAGUGUUUCUAGGUCCAUGGAGGAUCUGGUCAAGGAGUUGUUGAACAAACAUAACCAAAUAGUGCAGAGCUACCACAAAGAGGCGACUCAAUACAAGACCAAGCACAAAAAUGCUGUCAAAAUGAUGGAGCACCUGAAUUGGAAGAUGAGUGAGCUUUACAAAAGUUAUAAGAAACAAAAGUUGGAUAAUCUUCUACUACAGGAGAAACUGGUCCAAGUAGAGCACAGAUUUAGUAACGCGAAGUGCAGCUUGUGCCAGAAGGAAAUUGACUCUUCAGAAAAGGAGGACAAAAUUACAAGUGAGCAGAGUGACACCAGUCCCCAAGAAGAGGCUGGGUCACGGAGAGCAAUACUGAAACUGAGGGGACAGAAGAGAACCAGAUACAAAGAGGACCCACAGGUAGAUUCCAAAAAGAUGAGAUCAAGUAUCGAUGAUGAAAGUUCAUCCCAAAAUGCAACGUGCAUCAGCCAAAGCCAGAAAAGCCUUGCUACAGCUAAGAAACCAACUUCUCUUGGGGCCACUGUUGGAGAUAUUUUGACCAAGGAUCUCAGAGAGGGAGAAACGCAGUUCUUAAAGACACAAAAAAUCUUGGCACCAGAGACAUGUGCUCUUGACCUAAUUGAUCCCAUCGAUGAAAGUUUCAAUGAAAAUAUUUCAGUUAAAGACAUUAUACUGAAAGGACUUGAGGAGGAUGAAACUCAGAGAAGAAAACCUCAAAACGUUUUGGCAUUAGAGACUUGCCCAGAAGAGACAAUCCCAGAAUGCUCCACACUAGAGACAUCUCAUAACCUUGACCUCUCACAUGACCUUGAAAACAGAAAGGUCACUGACACUGAAACUGAAACAGACAAGAAAGAAAUUGUUGAGGAGUUGGGAAAAACUCUUGAAUGUACUGAUUUGGGCUCAAAAGAAGAGCUUCAAAUAGUAGCAAAACAAACCACGGAUAGAAGAGGAAGAAAACUAGAACAAAGUAAGUCUUUUCAUAGAUUGACAGACAGAACAAGUCCUAUUGAAGAAAGUAUCCAGACCUUGAUAACAAGAGUUCCAGAAACUGUCAAUAUUGAAGACCAUGAUGAUGAUGAUGAUGAUGAUGAUGAUGCAAAGUCCAAUGCAGACAACAGUCAAAAUAGUAUUGCUAUGGACAAUUACAAGAAUUCCACCAAACAUGUUUAUAAUGCAUAUGCACAGCAAGAUGCCACCAUUACCAAUCAUUGCCUUACAAAUGAAGACGACAGGCAUAACAAGAAGGCGGUUACCAGGAAGACAGUUAAACCAAUCAAUGAGGUCUACAAACAAAAGGAGACACAAGUUCAUGGUUACAAAAUGAAAAGAAGUGAUGGUGAUAAUCUAUUUGAUCACAGUGUUGUUAGCCCCCCUUCUCCCCCUCAUGCCAGUACCCCUGUGGAACCCCGAAUCCACAGAAAACAAUAUGGCGGACAUUCCCAAAAUGUCUUUACCUCUUCCCCCAUUGGUAACAGCAUUGUUGAAGGUGGACUGUUAUCGAAUUUAGGCAUAAAUGAAGAAGAAAAUGGUUGUAGAGGUGAAGGAAAAGUCAGCAGUGCCAGUGGUCAUGGGAACGGUAGCCAAGACAACUGUAACCAAGGCAAUCAAAAACAGAUAUAUAACCAUGGCAACGAGUUGCUUUCUAAAAGGGAUGAACAUAAUUCCAAAGAUAACAGACAAACUGUGACUGAAAAUGAAUUGGAGUCUGAAAAGAAAUCUGCCAACUCCCAAAGGAAAGCUACCAGACUUGUGCGCCACUGCAGCAGCACUGAUGAAAUUGACUCAGAAAUACCUGCUUCUCCAAUAUUUGGCAAACAGAACACCACCGAUGGUCCAAAUGAUGUCAAAUCUCCAGCUUUGUUUGAUGAUGAUGAUGAUCAUGGUCAAGUGGCUGUGGAUCAGCCACAUAGGCAAUACGAAUCACCAUUCAAGAGAGGCAAAGGACCUGUCAAGUCCAAAAAACUGUCCCCAGGGAUUGAGGGGUAUGAAAGUGAAGAGUCACCUCUAAUGUUUAAGAAUAUUGCCAAUUUAAAACGUGGCUGGAAACCAGGACAGAAAAAGUCAAAAUUGCCUGAUGGUGAAAGGACAUUGUCUCCACCUGGUGGUAAAACUAGACUUUUCAUAGAAUCAGGAGUUAGCGCGCCUCAGUCCAAGUCUCAACAAACUUUAGGGCCGUCUCGCAGAUUUGAAGGAAUUGAUGGAGAAGACGAUGAAAGAACUCGACCAAAAGCUCAAGAGCAGAACCAAGAGAAGUUUGUUAAGAGGAGAUCAAAGAGACUACAGAUGUUAGAAGUACCUUUCAGUGUGUCUCCACCGAGCUCUCCAAACCAUAUGAGGAAAAAUCAGAAAAAAGAAGAACGGAAGCUGCUCCGUCAGUCUACUUUGACCCAGGGCUUCUUCUCACCGAAGAAGAUCCCAGUGUCCAGUCUAGCAAAUUAUAAUGGUGGCGUUCUCAAAUCUGAAGCUGGUAAAUUUGAGGAAGAGGAUUUGAAGAAGGCUAUCUUGGAAUCUCUGGCAGAUGCCAAGAAGAAUGAAGAAGAGGAUGAUUUGGACCUAGCAUUAAAAUUAUCACUACAAGAAAGCCACCGUGUUGAAAGCAGUAGCUCUGUACAUGUAAACAAAGAAAGCUCUGCAGUGAUUUCAAAUGUAGGUGGUGAUGCUGAGCAAGACAGUCCCUCUGCUGUGAUACAUAAAGAAGUCGAUGAAAAUACACCACCAAGGGAACAGUUUAAAAAGCCCAGAACACCCAUUGGUAGUCCUUCAGCAAAGCAACAGUGUGCCUCCAAAGCCCAUAGCCCAAAAAGUUUAAGAAACCAGAGACACAAAAGUCAUGCCACUUUUGACCCCGAUGAAACAUGCUUGCCUUUUCUCACUCAGAGUCCUUCUGUGCCAAUGAUUUAUCAGAAUGAAGGCAUGGACUUGAAUGGUAGCAUAGACCCAAGUGUGCGUCUCUCUGAAUACGACAUUGAGUCUCAAGAUGAAACAUUUUGUGAUGAUCCUCAGCAGGAAAUGUCAAGGUCAAGGUCAGGGAUGAGUUCAAAUAUAGCAUUGGGGUCAAGGUCACAUAAUAUCACAGAUGCAAAUGCCAGCUUGGACACAAGUGAAACCCUUCUAAAUUGCAAUCGAGGGGCUGGUGCAGUUCCUAUACCUGAUUUAGAGGAAGAAUCUCAAGAAAUAGACUGUACUCACAGAAGCGUUACUUUUGGCAAAGUUGAUAAACAUAUCAGAAAAGGGGAGGAGUCCCAAAUGAUAUCGAACAGAGAAAAAGAUGACAUAGAAACACAGCAGCAUCAAGAUGAAGAACCCAAUCUGCAGAGAAACAUAAAGAGCAAAGAGAUGAUCAGUAAAAGAGAGGGGGUUUUCAACAAGGGGAAGUGCCCCAGAUACCAUAGUGACAAUGAUGGUGAUGUGACAUUUAAUGCAGCCUUAGACCUAGUGCAUUCUGAGAUGGAUGAAGAUUUGAUGAUGGAGAAAGAUGUUUCAGAUUCACAACCGCAGGAUGCCAAUUUGCUAGAUGACAGCUUUGACAGAGUACCAAAAGCUGAGGGCCCUGCCUAUAAAUAUGUGGAUGUGGUGAGGAAGAGGGAUGAUAGAAGAAAACUAGAGGCCUUUGACUGUCCUGAAUGUGAAGAGUACUUUAAGGACAUGAAUCUCACAGCUGAAGAGAAACGGGAACGUGCAAAGCAGUGUUCUCGCCAUCGAGCAAAAUAUGUGCCUCCUAGUACACCGCCCCACUUCUGGGACAUUGGUUUCCCUGACACCCAGGAGUGUAAGGAAAGAGAAAAUGAUAAGACAAAGGACUGUAAGGAGAGUGGUAAGACACCCAGGAAAGAGGUCACAGAUAGCUGGUAUGACCACUUACACAAGAUAGUCAGUGUUCUAACAGCCACGCCCAUAGAUACGACAGGGAUUGAAGCCAUCGCCAUGGAGAUAAACCAAGAGGAAGAGGAGGGGCUGGGCGAGUAUUUUUUAACUGACUGGAAAUUCGUGUCAGUGGCCAAAGAGUAUGGACGAAAAGCAUUGGCGACCAGUGAGGGUAAUCCUGAUGACGAACUGUCAAAGUCCAUUGUAGAGUUCAUGAAGAUUUGUGACACAGUCGAUGAGGUCACCAUGUGA